Messenger RNA from Brassica napus (rape), 1978 nucleotides. RefSeq names its product probable protein phosphatase 2C 1. Gene Ontology annotation, biological process: protein dephosphorylation. Gene Ontology annotation, molecular function: protein serine/threonine phosphatase activity. The transcript has 5 exons. The record is from RefSeq and is a predicted model, not a curated record. NCBI's taxonomy places the organism in Eukaryota, Viridiplantae, Streptophyta, Magnoliopsida, Brassicales, Brassicaceae. The coding region runs from base 501 to 1886 and encodes 461 amino acids.
GCUCAUUCAUUGGCUUUCUUUCAAUUAAAUGAGAUCUCACCCAUAUCUCCGACGACUACAACUACUUCACCAAUCACACACAACUCUCCCAUCUCUCUCUAGUCUCUUUCGCACUUCAAACUAGUCACUGUCUCUGCAUAAUCAUUAUUUUCCAGACGAACCUCUAUCCCAUCCCCAAAGGUUCGUCCUUUUUUGCUCUGAUUUCUUCAAAAUUCUUUCGUUUGUUUCUCUUUCUGAAUCUUUACCACUCUCGUAUAGUCUCUGUGUGUGUGGUCUUAUCUUUGCUUGGAUCGUUCUCUGCUCUGAUUGCUGACGAGUCCAUACAUCAUCAUUGACCAAGAUUCCAAGAGAUUUUUUAAUUCAAAAUUAAGAAACUUGUGUGAAAGCUCUUUGGUUUUGACCAAGUGUGUUGGUGAAGCAUUUACAUUGGGGGGAGUCUUUCUGUCUUAUAUCACUCUGCGAUCAGAUUCAUUCAUUCCGUGUGCUUUUGCAUUGACCAAAUGGGAGGUUGUGUGUCCAAGAGCAAUGAAGAGCCAAUGUACCGUCCCUGUCUCGGGAUGGGAUGUUGUGGGAGUAAAAUGGGGAGGAGAACCUCUUCAGGCCGAAUCGUUUCGCUUAACAACCUGGUCUCUAUUCCCAACCGGAUCACCAGCAACGGGAAGAGCAAGAGCUCUUGCAUUUUCACUCAGCAGGGACGCAAGGGAGUUAAUCAGGACUCAAUGAUCGUGUGGGAAGAUUUUAUGUCUAAAGAUGUGACGUUUUGCGGCGUUUUUGAUGGACACGGUCCUCAUGGCCAUCUUGUGUCUCGUAAAGUGAGAGAAUCGUUGCCUGUGAGGAUACUCUCUUUCCUUCAGUCGAAGCCAAGCAAAUCAGAUAGCCAAGAAGCUGACAAGGAGGAAGAAGAGGAAGAAGCUAGCGAGGAGGAUAAGUUGAAGCUCUUAUGGGAAGAAGCUUUCUUGAAAGCUUUCAGUGCUAUGGAUAAGGAGCUGCGUUCCCAUCCUAAUGUGGAGUGCUUCUGCAGCGGCAGCACUGCUGUUACAGUCAUUAAACAGGUGAUUUUGAUGACAACAAAAGAUCUUUUUGUUUCUAAGGAUUGGUUUUUGAUGUGUUUUGAUGUGUUUCAGGGGUCAAACCUAUUCAUGGGAAACAUUGGAGACUCUCGGGCAAUACUUGGAUCCAAAGACAGCAAUGACUCAUUGGUUGCAACUCAGCUAACAGUCGACUUGAAGCCUGACUUACCAAGGGAAGCAGAGAGGAUCAAACAAUGUAAAGGACGAGUGUUUGCGUUGGAAGACGAGCCAGAGGUGCCACGAGUCUGGCUACCAUACGAUAACGCUCCUGGACUAGCCAUGGCUAGGGCGUUUGGUGACUUCUGUCUCAAAGACUACGGUGUGAUUUCGGUUCCCGAGUUCUCUCACCGUGUUCUCACGGAUAGAGAUCAGUUCAUUGUCUUGGCCUCAGAUGGAGUAUGGGAUGUGCUAAGCAACGAAGAAGUGGUUGAAGUGGUGGCGUCAGCUCCAAGGCGAGCGUCAGCAGCUAGGCUAGUGGUGGAUGCAGCUGCACGGGAGUGGAAACUGAAGUACCCGACUUCGAAAAUGGACGACUGUGCGGUUGUGUGUUUGUUUCUAGACGAGAAGAUGGACUCGGAUCCAUCAGACUACGAAGAGCAAGGUUACUACUCGUCAGCAACGAACGCGGUAGAGGAAUCAGAUGAAAGCCAGGUGAAUGCAGAACCGUGUCUUCAGAGAAACGUCACAGUAAGGGCAUCAACAGAGAAGGAGAAAAAGAGUGAAGGUGAACAGAACUGGUCGGGACUAGAAGGUGUUACUCGAGUGAACUCACUUGUUCAGCUUCCGAGAUUCUCUGGAGAAGAAACUAAGACUUGAGAGAUACAUGAGUUUUCAUUGUUCUUCACGAAUUAAUUUUGCUGGUUGAAUCUUAUGCCUAAUCAAUCCAUAAAGUGUAAAUGUCUUUAGGU